AUGGGUCGCACGGACUAUCACGAGAUCCUCGAUGAGGCUGAGCACAUGGAAAGCACCAAAGGCGCGGAGGUCUGGGACCUCGAAGCCGAAGCCGCGAGGCUCAACCUCAAGCUCGACGAGCUGCCCAUGGAGGAGAAGGCGUGGGACCGCGCGGUUAACGUCGCGUACCGCAAGGCGGCGCUGCGCGCGCACCCGGAUAAGCACCCGCCCGAGCAGAGGGACGCCGCGGAGGCUAACUUUAAGCGAUUGAACCGCGCCAACAAGCUGCUGCUGCGCGUGGGGAAGGCUAUUCGCGACGAAGCCGAGAGCGGCGACGCGAGAGCCGCCGUCGAGCAGAGCAAACGACUCGACGAAGAGCGCCGCAAACGGGAGGAGGCGCGGCUGGCGUCUCAGCUGAAGGGGAUCGUGUCGCUGCACGGCGUGAGCGGCGGGUUCACGGGAAGCAACGGGCGGCUGCCGGACCUGGAGCACGAUCAGGUGCGAUGGACCCGCGGCGACCUCGAGAACCAGCUCGUCAAGCUGUUGGCGCGGUGCGGGGAAGAGUUUGAAGCUCGCGCCAAGCGCAGGCGACGGUGGAAGCUCAUCAAGCGCGUCGCCGCCGGCGUCGCGGGCGUCGCGUUCCUCUGGUUCGUCCGCAAGACCUCCCCGCCCGAACGCGAUUACGGCGAGGAGCUUCGCGAGGUUGCCGAGGGCAUCCGCGUCGCCAUUCGGUACAUGGGCCGCGAGCUCGCCGGCGCCAUCGGGCGGCCCCAGGAUGCCGAGGAGAUGGCGGAUGACCUCGAGAUGGCGUUCCUGGAGGGCCGCAUGAGCGUCAACGACGACGGCGGUUUGGAGGUGCUCAUCCCGGACCCCGACGAGGACGGCACGUACUACAAGCUCAACAUGAGCUCGAGGGAGGACGGCACGAUGGCGGUUUGGGCCGAGGGCGCCGACGGCGAGACUGUCGAGUACGCAUCCGCGGAUUGGGACGACGAGUCAGACAGGGUGGGGUACUUUGGGAUACCGGUGGAGCAACGCGCGCGAGGGACGAAAGGGAGCGUCAACUUCACCCCGGCGGACGGGACGGAGGGCGACGGAGGCGAAGGGGGCGACGGAGGAGGAGGGGCGCCUUGGAGCGGCGGCGGGGGCGGCGAGGGGGGCGAGAAGCGCCGCAAGUUUGGUUUUGGCCGGCGGGCCAAGCGGUGA
Molecule: messenger RNA, 1185 nt
Organism: Micromonas commoda
Lineage: Eukaryota; Viridiplantae; Chlorophyta; Mamiellophyceae; Mamiellales; Mamiellaceae
Exons: 2
Coding region: 1-1185 (394 amino acids)
Source: RefSeq, a predicted model, not a curated record